AUUCCGCUAUAGUUUUGCCAAUGCUCCUGUGAUUAUUUUCCUCUCUUGUCACUGUCUAUCUCUUCAUAUGAUUCCGGGGUCGCCCCCAAAUCCCCUCGCUCACUUUUCAUCGUUCCCUUGUUGACACCAAGAUCGGUUGACAGAAAACUCAAGAUCUGUUCUAUUCUUUCAUCUGUUAACCAAUUUAAGAUCUGGUUGGUUGAGUUGAAGACUACGCGUUUCCUGGUUGUUUUGUUGCCGAAAGUUAUUUUCUUUGCUGCCCGUAAAAUUGAAAGUUGACCUGAAUGGAAGAAAUCUCGGAGUUGCAGAAAAAUGAUUCUAUUCAAAUCAGGGAGGUAUGGAAUGACAAUCUUGAACAAGAGUUUGCUCUAAUUCGUGAAAUCGUGGAUGACUACCCCUAUAUUGCGAUGGAUACUGAGUUUCCGGGUGUGGUUCUUCGCCCCGUCAGGAAUUUUAAGCAUAUUAACGAGUAUAAUUAUCAGACUCUGAAGGAUAAUGUUGAUAUGUUGAAAUUGAUUCAGUUAGGUCUGACAUUUUCAGAUGAAAAUGGGAACUUACCUACAUGUGGAACUGAUACUCAUUGCAUUUGGCAAUUUAAUUUCCGUGAGUUCGAUGUGAACAAGGACAUUUUCGCUAAUGAUUCAAUUGAGCUUCUGAGGCAAACUGGGAUUGAUUUUAAGAAAAACAAUGAGAUGGGCAUUGAUGCAAACUAUUUUGCCGAGCUCUUGAUGUCUUCAGGAAUCGUUUUGAAUGAUAAUGUACAUUGGGUGACUUUCCACAGUGGCUAUGAUUUUGGAUAUCUGCUUAAGUUAUUGACUUGUAGGAAUUUGCCCGAGUCUCAGUCGGAUUUCUUUGAUUUGCUCAACAUGUAUUUUCCCAUGGUUUAUGAUAUCAAGCAUCUGAUGAAGUUCUGCAACAACCUUCAUGGUGGUUUGAAUAAAUUGGCAGAGCUCCUGGAGCUUGAGAGGAUUGGCAUUUGUCACCAGGCAGGUUCAGACAGUUUGCUUACUUCUUGCGCAUUCAAGAAGUUGAAAGAUAACUUCUUCAAUGGUUCCACUGAAAAGUAUUCUGGCGUUUUGUAUGGACUUGGUGUUGAGAAUGGGUCUGAAAAAUAAGUAGGAGUCCCCUAUGUAUGUUCCCUUCUGUAUUAACAUGUAAGGCAUGGAAAUCUCAUGUUGGUUGUAAACAUUUUCAGAGAGCUGUUGCUCAUUAGUUAUGUUGAUUGCUUUUUUAACUCCGUCUUCCCUGUAACUGAACCCGUUAUGGGUGUUGUAGUUUGAAUACUGUAAAAUAUUGCACUAAGUGUUUCAAUAACAGUUUUAUCUUUUCCUCA
Olea europaea var. sylvestris is the source of this 1333-nucleotide messenger RNA. RefSeq names its product probable CCR4-associated factor 1 homolog 7. Gene Ontology annotation, cellular component: CCR4-NOT core complex; P-body; CCR4-NOT complex. Gene Ontology annotation, molecular function: poly(A)-specific ribonuclease activity; nucleic acid binding. Lineage: Eukaryota; Viridiplantae; Streptophyta; Magnoliopsida; Lamiales; Oleaceae. Bases 285 to 1115 code for a protein of 276 amino acids. The transcript has 2 exons. The record is from RefSeq and is a predicted model, not a curated record.